This is a messenger RNA of Achroia grisella, 2677 nucleotides long. RefSeq lists its product as uncharacterized. NCBI's taxonomy places the organism in Eukaryota, Metazoa, Arthropoda, Insecta, Lepidoptera, Pyralidae. Bases 61 to 2403 code for a protein of 780 amino acids. Gene Ontology annotation, molecular function: protein binding. The transcript has 2 exons. The record is from RefSeq and is a predicted model, not a curated record.
UGCGUUCGAGUACUGUUCAGGAAUGCGACAAGGCGAGGCAAUGACCACCACCAUUACAAAAUGGCUCAUAAACAGUGGAAGACAUGGAUGAGAAUCGCUCUCCUACCGAUCGUCAUACUAACCACGACCAUCGCAGACUUCACCACAGAAUGCCAAAGACCGUGCGACUGUCGAUGGCAGUCGGGCAAUAAAGCUGCAAUUUGCUCAAACUCCAGCCUUAAAGUAAUCCCGGCUAACUUAAGCAGCGACAUCCAAAUACUAGAUCUGUCAAACAAUAAUUUACAACAAUUGCAUCAAGAAGGAUUUAAAAAAGUAGGCCUAAGUAAUCUCAAAAAGUUGUUUCUAAAAGAGUGUAACUUAGAAGUUGUUCAUAGAUCGGCAUUCGCAACAUUAGCUAUAAUGAUAGAACUCGAUUUGUCCAAGAAUAGGAUACAAUAUCUCCACCCAGACACGUUCAAAGGCACAGAGAAACUAAGAUUAAUAAACUUAAGCAACAACUUCAUCGAUAAGUUGGAAGACGGUAUAUUUCGCAACUUGAAGUUCCUUCAGAAAGUAGAGGUUAGUAAUAACAGGAUUUUGCGGAUUGGCACUAAAGCAUUUGUAAACUUGCCUCAGUUAAAGAUACUGAGAUUUGACGGUAACAAAUUAAGUCACAUGAAGCCCGAAACUUUGAUGGCGUUGAGAAAUUUGUCAGGAUUAGAUUUGCACAAUAAUCCGUGGCGAUGCGACUGCAACCUGCAGCCAUUUAGAGAUUGGGUGAUCAGUCACAACUUAUAUACCCCACCUACUGCCUGUGCGGAGCCGUCAUCCGUGCGAGAGAAACUUUGGAAUGAAUUAGAUUCAUCGAACUUCGCUUGUCGGCCUACUAUAUUGGAACCGCUGCCGGAUUCAACAAUCAGAAGUUACGAUGUAAACGUAACUUUGACUUGUAAAGUUGUAGGUAAUCCUACUCCCGAAGUGGUUUGGCGGUUCAAUGGAAAAACUAUAGACAUGAGAUCAUUUGGCGAGAUAAGAUACAUUGUUUCCGAGAAUACUAUGGAUUUGAUACGAUGGGUUAAUUUGACGAUUGUUAAUGCUAGAUACAAUGAUAGAGGAAAUUACACGUGUGUUUCUGAAAAUCCUGGUGGUCGGGAUGAGAAAACUGUCAUGCUCAUAUUGUCUAAGUAUGGAGGGGUUGGUUCCAUAAUUGGAUUAGAUGCAGACUCCUUUGCAAUAUUAGUUGGUUGUUUGUUAGCGAUUAUUAUAAUUUGUGCCGCUGCGGUAGCAAUCUGUUACUUUACUACUCAGAAUAAUGAAAUUAAAAGACUGAUUAAAACUGAUACACGUUCUUCUAAUGGUGAGGCCUUAAUAGAGGGCUCUGUAGCUUCCGAAGGAGAUAAAACUUUAAUAAAGUCGGAAGUAAACCCUGUAACAAAGCCUCCGAGAAAAUACGAGGCACCGCCGUCCCUUACUAGUGAAGCUACGGAAAUGUCCGAGUUGAACAAGACUCUCUUGGACAAUGACUCUGUUAACGCAUCCAACGAAGAUAACAGUCGUCACCAAGAAGUAGAGCUCUCUAAAGCAUCUAAUGAAGCUUUACUUAUGAACCGUUUGAUUCAAGAUCACCAAGCAUACCCACCAGACCUUCUUUCGUUUCCUUUAAGAGGAGGAACUCAAAUCUCACCAGCCAGCGGCACGUCAUCUGGACAAGAGAGACUAAAUCAAACUAAUUCUGAUAGUCCAAUUAAAUCCCCAGUGUACGGAGUUACAACAAUCAAUCCAACUUUAUAUAGCAGAUUACAAAAUUCAAACCUACAAAGUUCUGCACCACUCAUGAGCCCCAAAAGUGGAUACGUCACUUUACCCAGAAGACCAAGGCAUAGCCAAGACAAUAUACGUCCUCAAAUAUUUUCAACGCUUAAUGGGGUUAUCCCCUAUUACGACAACUUCAAUAUGAAGCUAUUUGGCCAUGGUGGUAAUUAUUAUAGUCUUAAUAAAAGCGAAAUGGACUUAGGUCCAAUUAGUAAAAUGAGUUCUAGUUUACAUGACUCGGAAGAGAUUGAACCUGCCCCAUCACCUGCACCUGGAACACCGCAUGCAACGAUACCAAGAAACAGUCUUAGUUCCCCAAACAUCCAUAAUCAGUUGCUAACUUUGCAAGCUAUGUCCAUAAAUGCAUCUCAGGGGAGAAUCAUGAAAGCGUCGGAGCAACGGCCUCUUAAAGUCAUGCUAUCCGAAAAUGAAGGAGCCAUUAAAAAUCCCAUUCGAGACUUGUGGAUGGGUUACAGUGUAAAUGUAGUUAGUGGUACAAUAGGUAGGACAAAAACUGGUCCCAAACCUCCACCGAAACCAAGAAAGAGAAACUCUUGUGAAGUGAAGGAACCAUUCCUUUUGAACUCUGCUGAUAAUGCUACCCAAGUGUAAAUUAGUAUAAAAGUAUUUAUAACUAUAAUUUAUAGUUGUGUUGGAUUUUAAAGUAUAAAGUUAUCUUUAUUUUGAUAGAAGAUAUGCAAAGACGACAAAUUUUUGUCUAUUUCAUGAUUUGGAAAAGAUUGAAAGAUAUUUUCGAAUAGAUUUUAACAUUUUAUAGUAGAAAGUAUGCCAUGUUUUUAGUUUUAGAAUAUCUGAUAUCUAGUUUGUUUUCUAGUUCAGAUCUUAAUAUACUUGUAAUACAUAUUAAAUGAUAUGGUUUAAAUAA